AAACUUUUACCUAGUUUUCAUUUCUGCUUUUCUGUAGAACUAAAAUUACAGUUCAUGGGAGGAAUAGAAUGGCCGGUGAUCGGAAUCGAUCUCGGUACCACUUACUCUUGUGUUGCAAUUUGGCGGCACGACCGUGUCGAAAUCAUUACCAACGACCAAGGCAACCGCACGACCCCAUCGUGCGUCGCUUUUACUGAAUCCCACCGGCUUAUUGGAGAAGGUGCCAAGAACCAAGCUUCCUUCAACACCGCCAAUACUAUCUUUGAUGCAAAGAGGCUUAUUGGCAGAAGAUUCAGUGAUGAGAUUGUACAAAACGACAUGUUGUUGUGGCCAUUCAAGGUUGUAGGUUGUACUGAUCCAGGAAAAGAUGCUAAGCCUAUUAUUGUGGUCACCUAUAAGGGUGAGGAGAAGAGAUUCACACCCGAGGAGUUAUCUGCAAUGGUCCUGAUGAAGAUGAAAGAUAUUUCCGAGGCUUUCCUUGGCACCUCAGUGAAGAAUGCUGUUGUCACAGUUCCAGCAUAUUUUAAUGAUUCCCAACGUCAGGCAACAAAAGAUGCUGGUGCCAUUGCAGGGCUCAAUGUUGUUCGUAUAAUUAAUGAGCCUACGGCUGCUGCCAUGGCUUAUGGUCUUGACACAAAGGCUAAUGGUAGUGACACCCCUGAAAAAAUUGUUUUAGUAUUUGACCUUGGCGGUGGAACAUUUGAUGUCUCCUUGGUAGCCAUAAAAAAGGGUGAAUUUAAAGUUAAAGCUGUCAGUGGUGACACCCACCUUGGUGGAGGGGACUUUGACAACAGAUUGUUAAGUUAUCUUGUGGAAGAGAUAAACAGGAAGCACAAAAAAGACAUUAGUGGCAAUCAUAGGGCUCUUGGAAGAUUGAGGGCUGCUUUGGAGAGAGCCAAAAGGGAACUUUCAUCAGCUCCCCAAACAACUAUUGCAAUUGAUUGCCUUUUUGAGGGUAUUGAUUUUACUUCAACCAUAACUCGUGCAAGGUUUGAGAAAUUAAAUAUGGAUUUGUUUAAAACUUGUGUGGAUACAGUUGAAAAGUGCUUACAAGAUGCCAAGGUGGAAAAGCACAAUGUUCAUGAUGUUGUCUUAGUAGGUGGAUCAACUCGUAUACCAAAGAUUCGGCAAUUGCUGCAAUCAUUUUUUGAUGGCAAGGAGCUCUGCAAAAAUAUUAAUCCAGAUGAGGCUGUUGCUUAUGGUGCAGCUAUCCAAGCUGCUAUAAUGUGUGAUGUUGGUAGCAGUUUUAAGGAUAUCACUCUUGUGGAUGCAACACCUAUUUCUCUUGGUCUUGAGGAUUAUCCUGAUGGUAAGAUGAGUGUUGUGAUUCCUAGGAAUACAAUCAUCCCAGCAAAGAUGUAUCAAAGUAGGUACAAUGCAACAGACAAUCCAACAGAUGUGUCUUUCUAUGUGUUUGAGGGUGAGCGAUCCAUAGCUAAAGAAAAUAAUUUAUUGGGUGAGUUUAAAGUUGCAGGUUUCCCACCAGCACCAAAAGGUUUCAUCAAUUUUGAUGUGUGGUUCAAUAUUGAUUUUGACGGCAUUCUUACAGUAUCAGCGGUAGAAACAAGGACAGGAAGCAAGAAUGAAAUUACUAUUCGUAAUCAUAAAGGUCGACUUUUAAAGGAAGACAUAGACAGAAUGAAAGAAGAAGCUAAAAAUUACAAGACUCAAGAUGAGGAGUAUAAGAAGAUGAUGGAAGCCAAAAAUGCACUUGAAAACUAUGCCAAUAACAUGCGAGAAGCAGUGUUUGAUUAUGGGAAGAUUGAGAUUGGCACUAAUGAGAAGAAAGUACAGGAUGCCAUCGAGCAGACACUCCAAUGGCUAGAUGAGAAUUCUGAUGUUGCCGAGGCUUCUAAAUUUGAGGACAAGCUAAAAGAGCUAAAAAGCAUCUGUCAACAUUUCCUUUCGAGGCUUGCUGAUUGACGCCAAGUUAUGCAGCAAUGUUAGUACUCUGAUAUAGUCUGGAGAUCCAAAAGUGAUUGGUAUACCAUCUCUUUUACUUGGAAACUUACUGAUCUUUAAAUUUAAACUGCUACUAGUACUAGUAGGUGAAAGUAAAUAUAGCCUAGAGUUUUACAUGAUUUAAAUAAUUAAUAUUAGAGGAUUGUUUUCCAUCAUUUUCUGAGAUUUAUCUACUUGGCAGCUUGGAAUUAUGCCAAUUUCUUACUUCUUAGUUAGUACUGCUUCUUGUGAUUUGAGACCUACUGUGUUGAGGUUGGUAGUUUGGUUAAAUUUUGGUUUUUGUAUGUUCAUUCCCGCGACUCUGGUUUUGUACUUAAUGUUUCUUUUAUAAUCGUUUGCAAAGUUUCAUUGUGGUACACACAGAUGAACCUGAUUGUUUAUCCCCAAGUUCACUACAGGUGAUGGUUCUUUGUAUAGUACAUUAAUUGACUCGUUUCAACUUCUUCCUCGUCACACAAUUACUAUUUUGUUAAUUUUCAUUUAUUCUAUAGCAACAUAAUAUACUGAAGAAAUGUCUUAAGUUGUUGAUUGAAUAACCUCAGAAAUAACAUAACAUGACAUGGGUUGAGCUAACGACUAUAGCCUUUGGCUUUUAUGUGAAUUCUGUCUAACUUGUUAUGGUUGCAGGCGACCCUAUAUGGAAGAUGCAUAGAUUCACAGUUAAGUGGGAAGUAUUGUGACUUGUUUUGGUACUGUUUUUUGUCAUGUGUUGUUUAUUUGGUGCUUGGUUAGCUACCAUAUACAAGUAUACAACCAUAUAAGUAAUUUUUAUUUAUUCAUUUAUAAAAUUUUGCCUCUCAUGUUUUUAGUUCUGGAUGCAGGGCGGCAUCUUUUUGUUAUUUCAUUCUAUCAAAGAAUAGAAUCAUAGGGACGUCAGAUUCC
Molecule: messenger RNA, 2844 nt
Organism: Chenopodium quinoa (quinoa)
Lineage: Eukaryota; Viridiplantae; Streptophyta; Magnoliopsida; Caryophyllales; Amaranthaceae
Product: heat shock cognate 70 kDa protein-like
Exons: 2
Coding region: 55-1923 (622 amino acids)
Biological process (GO): protein refolding; cellular response to unfolded protein
Cellular component (GO): cytoplasm
Molecular function (GO): heat shock protein binding; ATP-dependent protein folding chaperone; misfolded protein binding
Source: RefSeq, a predicted model, not a curated record